AAGAGUGACUCAGAGCAGAGCAGAAAGGGCCGAACAGGGAAGGGAGUUGUUCUCUCCUCGCCCACCCAACUUGGGUGCCUCCAGACUCCUUGAAUUAGGGCGCCUCCUUUUCUUUCUCCCGGAUAAGCCCCUUCGGAGAGGUCGAAGCCACUGUCGGGGGUGCAGCUCUUCCCUCAAGCAAGGCUCGCCGCCAUGGAGAAGGCGCACGGGAUAUUCGGCGACAAUUUUGGGGGCUUCCUGAGGCCACGCAGCGAGCCCCUGGGCUUCUCAGCGGGCCGUGCUGGAGGGAUGGGGAACAUCAAGACCUUGGGGGACACGUACCAGUUUGCAGUGGACGUCAGCGACUUCUCCCCUGAAGACAUCAUCAUCACCACAUCGAAAAACCAGAUUGAAGUCCACGCAGAGAAGCUGGCAGCGGACGGGACCAUCAUGAACACCUUCACCCACAAAUGCCAGCUGCCUGAGGAUGUGGACCCCACUUCCGUCACUUCUGCCCUGGGUGGGGACGGCUCCCUGACCAUCAAGGCUCAAAAGCGCCCCGGCAAGCACAUCGAGCACGUCCAACAGACCUUCCGGACUGAAAUCAAAAUCUGAGCAUCCCCCAUCGCCCCAUAGCAACUGGGGGACGGCCUGGGGGUGAGGGGGGGUUGGUUGGUUUUGGAAGGUGAGCGAAGGGGUUGGGCUCACCACUCCCCCCCUUUGGCCAUUCUCCUUUGUAUAUAAUAGAUUGCCUUUGGUUUGUUAUAAAUUAUUGGGGAUACCGGUA
Messenger RNA from Podarcis raffonei (Aeolian wall lizard), 766 nucleotides. RefSeq names its product heat shock protein family B (small) member 7 (gene HSPB7). The record is from RefSeq and is a predicted model, not a curated record. NCBI's taxonomy places the organism in Eukaryota, Metazoa, Chordata, Lepidosauria, Squamata, Lacertidae. Gene Ontology annotation, biological process: heart development. The transcript is spliced from 3 exons. The coding region runs from base 193 to 594 and encodes 133 amino acids. Gene Ontology annotation, cellular component: nucleus; cytoplasm.